CGUACCCAAACAUCGAGCCAUCAGUGCUUAGUCUAUGACUGGAGAGAGACUGAAGAAUGAUUUGUGUGUAUAAUACGAGUAUACCGUUUGCAUUACGCGUGUGUCUCUCGGCUAUCAGUAGUAGUCGUACUCAUUAGAGAUUGCGAUAUGUUUUUUGCUGAACCGCAAAAUGAGUGCACAAUGUAUUCAUUGAGAUAGUCUACUGAUAGACAACGUUAUCAAAAGCAACAAAUAUAAAAAAAAGUACAACUAAUCGAUACGAUCACCAUAAUUGAAUCCAGAUCUAUAACUACUCACCCGGAUCAUCAUCAUCUCUACGCUAAGUUUAUCGCCGCAACACAACCUCAUCAUCACUAGAGUUUGCGUCACAACAAAAAAAGUGGACUAAAAAACUUGAUAUCAUCUCAUAAUAUCGUGUUGUGGACUAUAUAUAUAUAAUCAGCUGUACAUCCAUUUCCCUCUAUGCAUAACCCCAACAGUGACCCCCAGUCGGGCUCACCGGCAGCGGCCGCGGCAGCGCACCGGUGGUACGCCGAGGCGGCCGCCGGUGGCCCCCGCGGUAUGGAGGGCGCCGGAAACAUGAUUGUGCCUGAUGACAUGGACAUGUUCUUCCACUCCAUGAGCGACGGCACCGGACAGCACGUGAAUCCCGCCUCUUAUUACGCGAGCCCAGCAGCCGCGGCAGCCGCCCGGGCGGCCGUACACCACAGCUACCGCUCCUCACCGCACGCUCGCGUGACGGCGGGCGGACAGGUAUGUCGACCGCACUUUCACAGUCCGCUGCACCCGUGGAUCUCGGCCACCGGCGACGGCAAGCCACCGAUGGUGCCUCACCCGGCCCACGGCCACCAUCACCCUCCAGCCCCGUCGUGGUGCUCGCCGUUUGGCUCCGCGGGAAAGGGACCCGCGAUGUCCUCGUCGUCGUCGCAUCCGCCGCACGCCAGCCCCCCAGGCAUGGCCGUAGCGCACGCGCCACCUACCGGCCCCUCCCACUCUAGUCCGCACCUGUUUAGCUUCCCUCCGACGCCUCCCAAAGACGCCACACCCGACAACGUGUCCGGCGGGGGCGGGGGUUCGGCGUCCACCUCCCAGGCCAACGGUCAGGCCAAUGGUGGUGGGGGUGGCGGCCCGUUGGGCAACGACUUCGGCAGCGGCAGCAGCAGUAGCUCCACUCAGGCCAUAGCGUGCAGCUCCGUGGGCUCGGACACCAUGUCCUCCGCGGCCGGCGCCAUAUCCGAGAUGAAGCCGUAUUACGUGAACGCCGCCUCCCAUCACAAUAUGAUCACAAGCCUGGGCUCCGCCCUCAGCAACUGCUCGAGCAGCAAACCCCGUGAAGGUACCGGUGCUCCGACAGCCUCCUCGGCAUCUAAUAGCUUCGCGCAGAGCCCGCACACGGCGUACCACUCGUCGUCACUCAGUCCCUACUAUCCCGCACACUAUGUCGGCGCCGGUGCCGGCGCCGGACACCCGCCGACCGCCGCCACUGUCGGCGACCUAAGCGCUAGCUCUCCGUAUGGUUUUGCCCACCACUCCCACCACAGCUCGUCGUCAUUGCUUAGCGCCAAAUCCAUGUCCACCUCCUCGGCCAACAAGCACCGGACUAAGGGAAGGUCCAGCGCCGAGGGUCGAGAGUGUGUCAACUGUGGCGCGACCUCAACGCCCUUAUGGCGCAGGGAUGGCACCGGACACUACUUAUGCAACGCGUGCGGACUCUACCAUAAGAUGAACGGCCAGAAUCGGCCGCUCAUCAAACCUAAGAGACGACUCUGUAGGGCUGAGAGGACUGGACGGAUCGGCCGACCGAUUCAUGAUAUAACAAAUGUGCUGAUCGUGAGUACUCAACACGGCCUCCGAAACGGCGUUAUAGCCCUAUCCACUACACACAUACUACCAGCCCCAUAG
This is a messenger RNA of Oppiella nova, 1902 nucleotides long. NCBI's taxonomy places the organism in Eukaryota, Metazoa, Arthropoda, Arachnida, Sarcoptiformes, Oppiidae. The record is from the annotation of a GenBank genome assembly.